Messenger RNA from Lentinula edodes (shiitake mushroom), 1335 nucleotides. RefSeq names its product GTP cyclohydrolase 1 type 2/Nif3. Bases 63 to 926 code for a protein of 287 amino acids. Gene Ontology annotation, cellular component: mitochondrion; cytoplasm. NCBI's taxonomy places the organism in Eukaryota, Fungi, Basidiomycota, Agaricomycetes, Agaricales, Omphalotaceae. The transcript has 7 exons. The record is from RefSeq and is a predicted model, not a curated record.
GUUGCACACGACCCCACACGACCACGACCUGUUCAUUCUUUUUUGAAUUAGUGUCUUUCGUCAUGUCUGGCGCCUUUCUCAAAGCUGUCUCGGCCGCAAUGGAAAGAAUUGCUCCACUCAGGCUUGCUGAAUCCUUCGAUAACGUCGGACUACUUCUCGAAACCCCUCUAAAACAAUCAAAACGACAUCGGGUGAUGCUCACAAUCGACCUCACUACUGCUGUGGUCGAGGAAUCUAUAACGAAAGAGGCUUCAGUGAUCGUAGCUUAUCAUCCGACUAUCUUUGGCGCUCUCAAGUCUUUCACAAUGGCGAAUCCUUUACAAGCUUCUUUGCUUCGAUGUGCUGCCCACGGGAUAUCAGUUUAUUGCCCUCACACUGCUCUGGAUUGUACAUGGGGAGGUAUAAAUGACUGGCUUGCCGAGGGAAUCAUGGGCGGAAACGGAAAUCACGCACCGGGAACUGUGCGCCCUCUCCAAGUGGAGAAAUUCUCGCCCGGCGGCGAGAGUGAAGGCGCGGUAGGAAGGCUCGUAGCUUUGCAGACUCCAGUCACCAUGAGUGUUCUCGAGAAAAGGGUAAAAGAACAUUUGAAGCUAUCGCAAAUUCAAGUGGGAUAUGCAUCCACCAGAGACGGAUUACGGUCCUCAGCCACUGUUGAAACAAUUGCUAUCUGUGCGGGAAGUGGUGGGUCAGUUUUCGCUGGUAAAAAAGCCGACGUGUACUUUACCGGCGAAAUGCAACACCAUGAAGUCCUGGCGGCAGUCGCUGCAGGAACCAACGUCAUUUUAUGCGGUCAUACAAACACUGAACGUGGUUAUCUUCCUGUACUUGCCUCUAAGCUUCAAGCCCAGCUACACGCUGCAGCGUUCGACGAACCUUUUGACAUUGUUGUCAGCAACACUGAUAAGCAUCCACUCGAGUUUGUGUAGUACUCAGGAGCUUGUACUUGGAAGCAAUGGUUUUUUUGUUCAGUAGGCCAGGUGCAAUUGGAGUUAGGAAGAAGAUUCAAGACUUGAAUGAACUGAAUUGUUUUACAUGAAUAUGUAUAAUUGUGGGAGCUCAUGAUAUUGCAUCAACUACCCUUUCACGCGGGUGAAAUCAUACUCAGCUGUUGAACCAGCGGGAAAAUGAGUGACCGGAUGAUACCGCCGAUGAAAGAAGUAAAAAGGGGGGAAGAGAAAAGGGACAAUCAGAGAAGGGGGAAACAAUACCCCUGAGUGGUCUAAACUUCGUCUGCGACGUCCACUGAGCCAGGAGAUCAAUGUACGACAAGAAAGGGGAGCUAUUGUCUCAUGCUUGCAUCGAGAGUAUAAGAACCCGCCUGCUCCUCAGAUCAUU